ACUCUAACGUGACAAUUUACAGAAACAAUGUCUGCGCGAGCUAUCUCUGAAGCUAGUGGUAAACGACUUCUCAAUGAGCAACUUGGAGUAGAAACUGGAGCUGGAACUUGCAGGUUUGCUGCCUUUGAGUCCGGAGACAGUUGGGAGAAGAUUGAGAAUGCAUACCCAUGGCUGAAAACGGAGAAAUUAGUUGUUAAACCCGACCAGCUGAUCAAGAGACGGGGUAAGCUUGGUCUCAUCAAGGUCAAUGUGGACUUGGAGACGGUCAAAUCAUGGAUCUCAGAGAGAAUGGAUCAGGAGCAGAAAAUCGGGAAGGCGAGCGGUAAACUGAAGAAGUUUAUCAUAGAACCCUUCCUAGCCCACCAGCAGUCGGAAGAGGCGUACGUCUGUAUCUACUCCCAGAGGGACAAGGACGUGAUCCUGUUCCACCAUGAGGGUGGAGUUGAUAUUGGAGACGUGGAUAGCAAGGCAAGCAGGCUGGAGGUUCAGGUGGAGGAGACGAUGCAGGUAUCCUUGGAGUCCAUCAAAACUACGCUUCUCACACAGUUCACAGGGGACAAGAAUCUAGUCGGAAAGUUUAUCCAGGGUCUAUACAAGCAGUAUGUUAAUCUAUAUUUUACCUACCUGGAGAUAAAUCCUUUGGUUGUUACUGGAGGAAAGGUUUAUAUCCUGGAUUUGGCCGCAAAGCUUGACGCAACAGCAGAUUUUGUUUGCCGAGCUAAGUGGGGAGAAAUUGAAUACCCGCCUCCAUUUGGCAGGGAUGCUUACCCAGAAGAAGCAUACAUCGCAGAUAUUGACGCUAAGACUGGAGCAUCACUUAAACUUACAAUUCUAAAUGCAAAGGGUCGGAUCUGGACUAUGGUUGCUGGAGGCGGAGCUAGUGUUAUCUACUCCGACACUAUCUGCGCUCUCGGAGGUUCAGACGAGCUCGCGAAUUACGGAGAAUAUUCUGGAGCUCCGUCCGAGCAGCAAACCUAUGAUUAUGCGAAGACUUUGCUCUCUUUAAUGACAAGAGAAGCGCAUCCUAAUGGGAAGGUUCUUAUCAUCGGAGGAGGAAUAGCUAACUUUACUAAUGUUGCUGCAACCUUCAAGGGGAUAACCUGCGCACUGCAGGAGUAUCAAACCUUGAUCAAAUCUCAGAACAUCAAGAUAUUUGUGAGAAGGGCAGGACCUAACUACCAGGAAGGACUCAGAGGAAUGCGUGAUGUUGGAAAGAAUCUUGAAAUUCCUCUGUUUGUGUUCGGUCCUGAGACCCAUAUGACUGCUAUAGUUGGGAUGGCUCUUGAGAAGAGAAAUGUUCCCAAUGAAGUUGAACCUGCUGAAUCUGCCACGGCAAACUUCCUGCUUCCAGGAUCGGUGAGCGAUGGUCCCCAGGAAGCUAGUACAAAGGCAGAACCAGCAGAGAUUACUCCAACCUCUGCUGAAUCUGUAUCUGCUGGUCAACUCUUCUCUAACGGAACUCGUGCAAUUAUCUGGGGUCUUCAGACCAGAGCAGUCCAGGGAAUGCUUGACUUCGACUACGUGUGUCGUCGACCAGAGCCUAGCGUAGCUGCCAUGGUUUAUCCUAUGGUUGGAGGAGACUCUAAGCAGAACUUCUACUGGGGUCACAAGGAGAUCCUGAUCCCUAUUUACAAAUCCAUGGCUGAUGCCAUGGCGAACCAUCCUGAUGUUGAUGUGAUGGUUAAUUUUGCAAGUUUGCGAUCAGCGUAUGACAGCACAAUCGAGUGCAUGGAGUUCCCUCAGAUUAAAACGAUUGCCAUCAUUGCCGAGGGAAUCCCUGAGAAUCUUACCAGAAAGCUGAUAAAAACUGCCGAGGCAAAGAAUGUGACGGUGAUAGGACCUGCCACUGUUGGAGGAGUGAAACCUGGAUGUUUUAAGAUCGGAAAUACUGGAGGAAUGAUGGACAAUAUUCUCCACAGCAAGCUCUACAGACCUGGUAGUGUAGCUUAUGUCUCUAGGUCCGGAGGAAUGUCGAAUGAACUGAACAACAUUAUUUCUCACCAAACCAACGGAGUGUUCGAAGGCGUCGCCAUAGGAGGGGAUAGAUAUCCUUGCUCCACUUUCAUGGAUCAUUUACUUCGGUAUGAAGCUAACCCUGACGUAAAGAUGCUUGUUUUACUGGGAGAGGUUGGUGGAACCGAAGAGUACAAGGUUUGCGAAGCAAUCAAAUCAGGGAAACUGAAGAAGCCCAUCGUCUCCUGGUGUAUUGGUACCUGCGCCGAUAUGUUCUCUACUGAUGUACAGUUCGGACACGCUGGAGCUAGUGCUGGGGCCGAUGAGGAGACUGCAACUUCUAAGAAUGCAGCGCUGAAAUCUGCUGGAGCUUUUGUUCCAUCCUCCUUCGACGAACUGGGGGAAGAGAUUCAUCGUGUUUACACCGAGCUCGUUAAAUCUGGUGUCAUCGUUCCAAAACCGGAGAUUCCACCUCCACCUGUUCCCAUGGAUUACAACUGGGCAAGGGAACUGGGAUUAAUCAGAAAGCCGGCUAGUUUCAUGACAAGUAUUUGUGAUGAGAGAGGUCAGGAACUCCUGUAUGCCGGUAUUCCGAUCACGGAGGUAUUCCGUCAAGACAUGGGGAUCGGAGGAGUUCUUUCCCUUCUCUGGUUUCAGAGAAGGCUUCCACCCUAUGCCUGCAAGUUUCUUGAGAUGUGUUUGAUGAUCACGGCGGAUCAUGGUCCAGCAGUAUCUGGAGCUCAUAAUACCAUUGUAUGCGCAAGAGCUGGGAAGGAUUUGGUCUCUUCUCUUGUCUCCGGACUACUAACUAUUGGAGAUAGAUUUGGAGGAGCGCUAGACGGUGCCGCCAACAUGUUCACAGAGGCAUUCGACUCUAAUCUAAUCCCCAUGGAGUUCGUGAACAAAACUAGGAAGGAAGGACGUCUCAUCAUGGGUAUUGGCCACAGAGUCAAAUCCAUCAACAAUCCGGACAAGAGGGUGACCUUAGUUAAGGAGUUCUCUAAGGAGAACUUCCCGAAGACCACCCUGUUGGACUACGCCCUGGAGGUUGAGAAGAUUACUACGAGUAAGAAACCUAAUCUUAUUCUCAACGUUGACGGUUGUAUUGCUGUGUGCUUUGUAGAUCUACUGAGACACAGUGGAUGUUUCACCAAGGAUGAAGCUGAAACUUACAUAAAGACAGGUUCUCUGAAUGGAAUGUUCGUACUGGGACGAAGCAUCGGAUUCAUUGGACACUUCCUGGAUCAGAAGAGACUAAAACAAGGUCUGUAUAGACAUCCUUGGGAUGAUAUCAGCUACGUUCUGCCAGAGAUCAACCAGUAGACGAUCUAAUCUUAAUGUUAGAGGUUUAAAUUCAAACCUGGAGGAAUUCCCCCAAUCCUUGAAACGAUCUUAUAAUUGCGGAUUUUCAAUUCAAGCCUAAUGUUUGGUCGAGUUAACAUUAACGUUAAACCGUCCAUGUCUACUCUGGAAUAUGUAGCAUAUAUUUGUUAGUAUUGUCAUGCGCAUGCGCUUUAACACUUAAUGUGUAGAUCUUAUGUAUUAUUUAUUGCAUUCCAUUAUAUUUAUAAAAGAUUUUAUUUAAUAAACAAAACUAAAUUUUA
Molecule: messenger RNA, 3557 nt
Organism: Eurytemora carolleeae
Lineage: Eukaryota; Metazoa; Arthropoda; Copepoda; Calanoida; Temoridae
Gene: ATPCL
Product: ATP-citrate synthase
Exons: 13
Coding region: 28-3276 (1082 amino acids)
Biological process (GO): fatty acid biosynthetic process; tricarboxylic acid cycle; citrate metabolic process
Cellular component (GO): cytosol
Molecular function (GO): ATP citrate synthase activity
Source: RefSeq, a predicted model, not a curated record